ACAUCGUUGACUCUCUAUAAAUAAAAUCGCUAGCUUUCUGGUCGUAAUCGCUUCUAUUUGGGGGAGAAGGAAAAAGUGAUUCACAUCGAGGUCUGCUCCCGGUCACAGGUCAUUUGGUAAUACUGAACCCAUCCUCGAUCCAGUCCAAAACGCCUCCAUCAUCGGGGGUCGUCUUCAAUAGGACGUUUCUGCCGUAAGGAUGUAGCGGAUAUCGCAACGUGAACUUCAUUUGGAUUCGACUAGAUUUCAAGAUGAGCGAGUCCUUGAUUUAUCCCGAGGCUCGUCGAGCUCCACUCUCAUUGUAUGUUCUGGGCCAGAUUGCUUUUCUGAAGGUGGUCCAUCACAAAGCCGCGUUUUUGGAGACGGAAUACAUCAGCCUGUGGAAGAAGAACCAGCUAUCGUAUCCGAAUCGCACUUUAGCCGAGACCUUGGAUAUCCGGAAUGAGGCGGUGGAUACCCGAGCGGUGGUGGAGCGUUAUCAGCUCAAGAUGCGCGAGAUCAAGCUCAAACAUACCGAGAUGGUGCGCAAGAAGUUGGAGCGACAUCAAAGUGGACCACGAUUGAUGGCUAGUAAAACGCCGGGAAGUCCCAAUUUGGGAUCGGUGGGGGUUGCCAGUCGGACGCGUUCCAAGGUCUCUUCGUCCACUUUGGCGACGGGACCGUCAUUCAAGGCCAAAGCGGAGAAGAAGCCCAAAGUGAGCAAGGUCAAUGUGGAAAAGUACCUGACCCUGAUGGCCAAGCCUUUGGUGAAUGGCAUCCCGGGAUCCGCGGAGCCGGCGGAAUACAUUGAAUAUCGGAAAUGCAAGUAUAUCGAGGAUCUUCGGGUGGUUCGGGACUACCUGGUGGAGCGGCUCUCGGCUACCCAACUCCAGGAUCUUAUGGACACUAUGUAUAACAUUUCGCUUUACAACCAUACGUCAGAGAAUGGACUCUUGAGUCUCCAGUCAAUGCUGACCACUCACCACACGCGUCAAUUUGCUAUUGCCCCGCCCAAGUUUCACGAGAAUUUCGCGAUCCAACCCAUCACUUCCAUCUAUAGUAAUAUACGAACCCACCCUGUCAAGGCUGAAUUCAUGGAGACCCGGAUUGGCACCACUAUCCUUCAUUUCGCACUCGUCCAAGGGCAAAAUCUGACGCACUUGGACCUGAAACGAUGCGCCUGCGAUAGCAUCUUGCGAGUGGUCGCCCACAACGCCACUCAUUUGCGGCAUCUGGUGAUUUCCCGAUCUAUGGUGUCCGAUCAAGGAUUGUUGUACCUGGCUGGAGUCGAAUCCGUGACCGCACGUCCCAAAUUGAGACGGGAAUGCAAGCAGAGGGCCAAUGAGAGCUCCAAACUCGUGCGGGAUGUGGCGCCCAAGUUUUGGGCCCAGGGCAAGAAUUGCUGUCGCAAAUUGGUCCAUUUGGAAGCUGAGGAUCUCUUGGAUGUGUCAUGGCCUGGACAAGCCGUCAUGAAGUACUUCGACUAUCCGAGUGUCCCGUUGGACAGUGGUUUUGUGGCUGUUCUCAUGUACUUGCCGCACUUGAAGGUGUUUCUUUGCGAAGUGGGGGCCAGAGCGGUUCAGUCGUACUCGCGGAACUAUGCCAAAUGGCACAGGAGGGCGCCCAAACUUCGAUUGGAGGCCAUCAGUGAUAGUCACCUGACCCCGCCAGUAUUUGAUGUCCUUCAAGAUCUCUGUCCGAACCUGAGCCAUCUGAAAGUGGAAUGGUUUGAAUCCUACACAACCCAAAUCCACAAUCGCGAGGAUUGGCUGGCGGGAUUGGUGAAUGUUCCCAAUCUGGUCGAGCUCCGAAUUGGAGAUGUCGAUUUCAAGACCGAGAAGCUCAAGACGUUUCUUCCUAACUUUGGCCCUAACCUCACUCAUUUGGAACUGAAGGAGAUCUGGAAGUUCAAGUUCUCCAACCUUCGGGCUAUCAAGCAAUGGUGCCCAAAUUUGAAGUUAUUCUCUCUAGUCAUGACCACAAAGAACGUAUUGGCUACCGUGUCACGAGUCCAAGUGGAUAAGGAUCACAAUAUUCAGCUCAACUCCAAUGAGAAGCACUUCCUCUCCAACUUGGAGCACUUUCAUUUGAGUGGUCCAUUUGGUUAUGAAGUGGUCCAAUAUAUACUGAUGCAAGCUGAGAAGAUCAAAAGCCUGAGUCUAGGCAUUGAAUGGCUCGAUCCUGCAUUCUGUGACAACCAGCCCUUGACCCGGAAAGAUCUUAUAGGUCGAGAGUACUUAGAGGAGAUUCUGAGCGUGAACCCGUUGCCCAAUUUGGAACAACUCCAUUUGAUGGCUCAAUAUCGCCGAGGUCGGAAACGCCUUAACAGAUUCUGUUUCGACUUCGUUGUGAGCAAGUUUCCAAAGCUGAAACAUUUGGGCAGUUUUUCACACUGGAACCUUAGCCCCGUCGAGAUCCGUGAGAUCAUGGAUCAACUGAGAUUCUCAAAUGUGGGUCUAAUUCUCGAGGAAGACUUGCAUUCUACCGCCAACGAGCCCAAGUUCGAGUAUAAGUAUGUGUCAGAGCGAAGUUCACUCUCAUGUGGUCACGUACCACCUAAAAGAGAUGCCCCCGGGAUGUUGGCAAGCUUCUUGAACCUCAUGGGCCCUCCAAAUCUACUGGAUGAUGACAUCUCGAGUAGCGAUGAGAGUAGCAUGGAUUCGGAUCUUGACGACGACAACCUGAUGGAAGAGGUGGGUGUGCCAGAUGAUCUGGAAGAUGAGUUGGAUGACAAUGAUUUGGGGGCCGAACUCAUGAUCAACGAUCCACAAGUGUGUCUCUUAAUGUAAGUCGACCAUGAUCGCGCUACUUCCCAAGAAACAAAGAAGGCAAAGAACGAAAACAGUGACUGCUCUACCAAUGAUUAUUGUGCAAGAAAAUAAAUCCUUGUUAAGCGAA
Molecule: messenger RNA, 2877 nt
Organism: Tigriopus californicus
Lineage: Eukaryota; Metazoa; Arthropoda; Copepoda; Harpacticoida; Harpacticidae
Exons: 1
Coding region: 252-2768 (838 amino acids)
Biological process (GO): SCF-dependent proteasomal ubiquitin-dependent protein catabolic process
Cellular component (GO): SCF ubiquitin ligase complex
Source: RefSeq, a predicted model, not a curated record